Molecule: messenger RNA, 2412 nt
Organism: Exaiptasia diaphana
Lineage: Eukaryota; Metazoa; Cnidaria; Anthozoa; Actiniaria; Aiptasiidae
Product: CUB and sushi domain-containing protein 3
Exons: 12
Coding region: 99-2072 (657 amino acids)
Source: RefSeq, a predicted model, not a curated record
AACCGAGUGCUUUAAAAAGUACCAACAGAGGAAGUUCAAAUCAAAACUAGUCCGACAACAAACCAUUCAGCUUUAGAACGGUUACAAGCUGAAUCCCGAUGCAGUCUUUUGUUCGAUACCUGCCGUCGUUAUUGCUAUUGUGGUGUCUUCAUGAUGCUUUGGCGAAGUGUGAUCUUCCUCUYGGGCUUGCGUCAAGSCUAUCAGUACCGGAUGCCAAUUUUACCGCUUCAUCAUCUAAAAGCCAAUCACAUCAUUCMUAUGAAGCAAGACUAAAUGGAGACUCGAGUUGGUGUGCUAAUGAUUCUGAUAUCAUGUCUCCAUGGUUACAAGUGUCAUUUGGUAACAAAUACCGUAUCACUGCUAUCAGAACACAGGGUAGUAGAAGAGAUUAUAUCUGGGUCAAGAAAUUCCGUAUUGAAUAUAAAGUGCAGGGCGGAAACUGGUCAAAGUAUCCCACGGAUUUGCAGGGUAACGAUGUCUUGACCCGUAAUAGGGGAAACACUGUAAAACUAGACAAAACAUUUGUGGGACAUCACAUAAGAAUCUUACCGCUGUACAAAGAAGUUGAUGGUAUUUCCCCAGGGAGAGUUAAGAUCUUCUCGCCUUGUUUGCGAAUGGAGCUAUAUGGAUGUAGAUUGUACUCAAAAUGUCCUCCACCACGUCACAGUCCACACUCCACUAUCGUGUUCAUCGAUCGUUCACAUCAAGGAGAGGCAAGGUUUAAAUGUGACACCGUCAACUAUUUCAUAUUCAUAAGAGUAAAAGUGUUGCUGACUAUUGAAAUAUUGUAUAUUUUAGCUCAAUGCCCUGAUCCUGGUAUUCCAAAGAAUGGUUACCGUACGGGAAAUUCGUUUUUGGAUAAUAUGGCUGUACGGUUCAAUUGUAAAAAGAAMUUUGAUAUUAUCGGCUCGCGGGUUCUGCGAUGUAGAAACGGCACGUGGAGUGCUGCCACGCCCAUAUGUCAAGUGAGAUGUCAGGAUCCAGGCUCUCCUGCUAAUGGUGGCCGUCGUGUUCCUGGUGGGUUCAAGGAAGGUCAAAAUGUUACGUUCUUUUGUCGACAGCGUUUUGUGUUGUUUGGUAACAAUCACAUUACUUGCCGAAAUGGUCGGUGGACAGGAUAUCUUCCUCAAUGUAAAAAGACCUGCGAUGAUCCUGGUUUUCCUGUCAAUGGUGGUCGCCAUGGAAGCAGCUUUAUUGAAGGUCAAUCUGUAAAGUUCUUCUGUCACAAGGGGUAUCGUAUUGUUGGAAAAAGAAAAAGAAACCCUAUGUGUAUUGAUGGACGAUGGUCCAGUAGACCACCUCUAUGCAAGACAAGACAUCCGGUGAGACCGUGCAAACCACCCAGCCCUAUCACUGCAACCAAUAUGRUUUUUCUUGGACCUAUCAAGAAAAGAUAUAAUAAAGGUGAGAAGGUGAAAUAUGGCUGCCGUCCUGGUUACUUUUCUAUUUAUGGACAACAAUCAAGGACAUGCCGACGUGGGAGAUGGUCGCGUCUUCAGUCUCGCUGUUUAGCGAAAAGCUGUAGUGAUCCUGGUAAACCUCGCCAUGGCACUAAACAUGGACUAUUGUACAAUGUUAACCAAGUAGUGAGAUACACCUGUAAACCUGGAUUUAACUUACAUGGCGCGUCUGCCAUAUUCUGCUUGGUGAAUGCUACGUGGAGUUCUACAAAACCGGAAUGCAAACGUGUUGACUGUGGUCAGGUUUCUAGACCGUUACGAGGACAAGUAUACGUACAUUCAACGACUUACGGUAGCAUAGCAACAUUCAAAUGCAAUAGACGAGGGUAUAUUUUGCAAGGAUCGAAGACACGACGGUGCCAGGCUGAUGGCCGCUGGUCAGGAACCCCAACAUAUUGUGCAAGGAGGUCCUGUGGCAGACCCAAGACACCAAUAGAUGGCAGUAUGGUUGCAAAUAAUGGAUAUUCCUAUACAGCUCGUAUAGUAUUCAAGUGUCGAAAGGGUUACCAGAUGAUCGGAAGCGCAACUAGUGUUUGUCUGGACAAUGGGACAUGGAGCUCUCCACCUCCAUCUUGUUCCGUGCACCUAUUCAUGCCGCCGGUCGGGCGUUAACAAAAAGCUGGUUCAGCCGCGGUUACUAAAGAUCGUGGUUUGAAGUCAAGUUUCCCAUCGCGUCUAUGAAUCUCUGUAGAUAACAUUCUCUGAAGAAAAUGUCAAAUCGUGUUUUUUCCUAAUAAUUUGUUUUCAUUUUUAAGGACUUUCAUUAGAGCAAACAAUGGCAAACAAAGACUCUGAAAUAAAUUGCUUUGAUUGGCUAAACUUAUCACGUGAAUAGUUAGGCUUCUUGUCAAUUAUAUGGUGAUUGACAGAUAAUUUAUACAUAUCGUGUAGCAUUGCUUAUUCGUUGCCAAGUAACUAGUAAAUAUACAUCGGACGUAUGUAUCAACCAAAA